Messenger RNA from Leishmania braziliensis MHOM/BR/75/M2904, 1521 nucleotides. RefSeq lists its product as hypothetical. The coding region runs from base 1 to 1521 and encodes 506 amino acids. Gene Ontology annotation, molecular function: phosphoprotein phosphatase activity. The transcript has a single exon. NCBI's taxonomy places the organism in Eukaryota, Euglenozoa, Kinetoplastea, Trypanosomatida, Trypanosomatidae. The record is from RefSeq and is a predicted model, not a curated record.
AUGCCCACAUGCUCGUCUGUCACCGUCACCGGUGAGUCCCGGUCAUGCGCAUGCGCUGUCCUCCCCACGAUACCGGUGCGGCUGCCGCUGUCGAGGGCCACAAUGCUGGGAAGGGCUGGGAAUACAUGCACGUCGGCUCACCCGCGCUCGCUGCGCGAGGCCGCCAUGCCUCCGCGCGGUGAUGCGCCGCGGUGCGCGCGUCAGCGUCAUUGCCUAACCCAUGAUACCACCUUAUCGCACCCCCGUAAAGACGCCGACAGGGCCCAAGCCAUUAGCGGCAUCAAUCACUCGUCGUCGCUGAACAGCACCGCCCACUGGCCGCUUCUCGGAAAGCGCGGGUGUAGCCUGUGGGCCCUCUCCCCGGCAACCCAGCGCAGGUCGUCGCCAGCGCCAGCGGCGGCCCCUGAGGCGGUGCCGUUGCGCGCGCCGCACCCCCCACGGUGUCCCCCCUAUGCGCUGGGGUGCGACCGCGGGCGGAGCAGCGACAACGGCUGCUCUAUCCUCCCGCCUCCGAGAGCCCUCCCUCUCUACACAACAGAGGAGGAGCUCCCCGUCUGCAUCGACCCGGAAGGAGUGCGGUGCUGCCCACUGCUCAAUCCCCAAUGCGAAGAGGGCGUUGUGGCGGAUGCACAGAUCAAUUUAUCGCCGUUCCUUAACUGGAAGUUUGUGCCGUACCUCCCCCCGCAGGCGGAGGACCAGCCCAGGUCGACGGUGGUGCUGGACAUGGAUGAGACACUUCUGCACACGUCGGUGGCCCCGAUGCCAGACGCGGACGCUGAGAUUGACGUGCCGUACCCGUCCGACGACGCGCGAGACGUGGAAGCAUCAGUCACCCUGCCACGCUACAAGCUCUUCGUGAAAUAUCGCCCGCACCUGGAGCAGUUUCUGUUGUUCUGUCUGGACCACUUUGAGGUUGUCAUCUUCACCGCCAGUAAGGCCCUCUAUGCCCAGGCGGUGCUACGGCAGUUGCAGGAGGACUUCCCCGGCAUCGCCAUCCGUCUCGAUGGCAACAAUCUCAGUGGCGGCGCCCCAGCGUCGCCGCAUGCACGCGGCGAGGCGCGCAUCAUUGAGUUGCUGCACCGCGACCAUUGCACACCAACCAACGUCGGCUACACGAAGGACCUGCACCUCAUCGGUCGAGACCUGCGUCGCACUAUCCUGGUGGACAACCGGAAGGUCUGCGGGGUUUUUCAGCCCUACAAUGCCGUUCAUGUCAAGGACUUUGCACGCCGGCGCUGCGCGGAGCGGGCGCGAGAGGAGCAGAAGAUGCAAGCGAUGCAUCUGCGUCAGCUAGAGAGGACGAUUCCGGCGUCGGCGGUUGAGGUCGCAGAGGACGUGGCCACUUCCCGUCUGCUCAGCACUUCGGGGUGCUCCACUUCGACGUACGACUGGGAAGAUCGAGAGGAUACCGUGCUUCUCCACCUAUGCGCACCCGGCGGUCUUCUGCAUUGCCUGUCACGGUGCGAAGACGUGCCGUCUUUCCUGCAGCGCACCAUGCGCUUCAAUCGAGCAGCAUCCUGA